UUUUUGGCUUUUCAGGGAAAAGAUUGUGAAAAUGGAUCCAGCAGAGAAACAAAAGGAGGUGAAGAAAAAGGAGAAGAUAGAAAAUGGGUCAAUAAGAACCAUUUUCAUGCAUGCAAACAAAGUGGAUAUGAUGCUGAUGUUUAUAGGGUUUAUUGGAGCUGCUUCUGAUGGUAUUUCAACUGCAAUGGUAUUGUUUUAUACUUCCAGGAUGUUAAACACUAUUGGCAAUGCUCCUACUUUGGGUUCCAAAACUAUGCUCCGUAACCUCAACAAGAGUACAAUGGGUAUGUUACACUUGGCUUGUGUGUUAUGGGUUGCUUGUUUUCUUGAAGGAUAUUGUUGGACAAGAACAGGGGAGAGACAAGCUGCAAGAAUGAGAGUCAAAUAUUUGAAAGCAGUGCUGCGGCAGGACGUUGAAUACUUUGAUUUGCAUGUAUCAACCACUUCCGAUGUUAUUACCACAAUCUCUAAUGACAGUCUCAUAAUUCAAGAUGUUCUCAGCGAAAAGGUUCCAAACUUCUUGAGAAGAGUGUUCACUUUCAUAGGAUUUUAUUUGGUUGCAUUUAUACUGUUAUGGAGAUUGGCAAUAGUGGCUCUCCCCUUGGCUUUUCUUCUCAUAUUUACUGUCUUGUUUUCUGGAAGAUCUCUAAUGCGUUUAGCAAAGAAGAUCAGAGGAGAAAAUAGCAUAGCAGGGACAAUUGUACAGCAGGCAAUUUCCUCCAUUAGAACUGUUUAUGCUUUUGGUGGCGAGAAAAAAAUUGUGGAAGAACUCUCUCAAGCUCUAAAUGGGACAACCAAGUUGGGGUUAAGGCAGGGCGUGGUAAAGGGCUUGGCAAUAGGAAGCAAAGGUACUGUUUUUGCAAUUUGGUCUGCCAUGGCUUACUAUGGAAGCACGCUGGUAAUCCACCACCAUGUUCAAGGAGGAACUAUUUUUGCAGUGGGAAGCUCCAUUGUCCAUGGUGCAAUGGAACUGGGUUUUGGUUUAUCCAUUCUGAAAGACAUAGCAGAAGCUUGCUCUGCUGGAAAACGUAUAAACGAGAUGAUAAAACGAGUCCCGAAGAUUGAUUCAGACAACUUGGAAGGAAAAAUCUUAGAAGAUGUUUCUGGUUUUGUAGAAUUUAAGCAUGUAAAAUUUGCAUACCCGUCAAGACCAGAAAGUAUUGUGUGCAAUAAUUUAUGCUUGACUAUCCCAGCAGGAAAGUCUAUUGCUCUGGUUGGUCCUAGUGGAUGUGGAAAAUCCACAGUUUUAUCUUUGCUUCAAAGGUUUUAUGAUCCAAGAGAGGGAGAGAUUGUUCUGGAUGGGGUUGCCAUUGACAAACUGCAACUCAAGUGGUUAAGGUCUCAAAUGGCUCUGGUGAGUCAAGAACCUUCACUACUCUCCACCACAAUCAAGGAGAAUAUACUUUUUGGCAAAGAGAAUGCCUCGAUGGAAGCUGUUGUUGAGGCUGCCAAUGCUUCCAAUGCUCAUAAUUUCAUUUGUGAAUUGCCUCAAGGGUAUGAUUCUCAGGUUGGAGAGAGAGGUGCUCAAUUGUCAGGGGGACAAAAACAAAGAAUAGCAAUUGCUCGAUCAAUUAUACGAAAACCUCGAAUCCUACUUCUUGACGAGGCUACAAGUGCACUAGACUAUGAAUCGGAAAGAGCUGUCCAAGUGGCCUUGGACAAGGUGGCAGUAGGUCGAACAACAAUAAUCAUAUCUCACCGCUUGUCCACCAUAAAAGAUGCCGACAUUAUUGCCGUCAUAAAAGAUGGUCAAGUUAGGGAAACCGGGUCACAUAAUGAAUUGAUACGAGAACAAAAUGGCCUUUACAACUCACUUUUCCAUCAAAAAACUGAGAAUGAACUCCAAAGUACUCCAAAUGAAUGUUUAUUUCAUUCAUCCUCCUCUGCAUCAAACAAUGACCUCAAUAAAACCAAGAUUCGUUCUUCUUCUAAGGCAAAUCAGUCAAGCUCUGACAACUCAUCAAUACUUGCUUACCAAGCUUCCCUUGCUAAACUUGACGCAAUAAAAGAUCCAAAGUUGCCUCCACCAUCAUUUUGGAGAUUGUUGUCUUUGAAUUCACCAGAAUGGAAGCAAGCGACAAUUGGGUGUUUGAGUGCAAUCUUUUAUGGUGCAAUUCAGCCUCUGUUUUCAUUUACUAUGGGAUUCUUGAUUUUCGUGUUCUUCUUAACUGAUCACGAAGAGAUUAAGCACAAGACAAAUAUUUAUGCAUUGUGCUUUCUUGGGUUGUCAGUGUUUGCGCUUCUGCUCCCACUAAUCCAGCAUUUUAGUUUUGCAUACAUGGGGGAGUACUUGACAAAAAGAACUAGAGAAAGAAUUCUUUCAAAGAUACUCACUUUCGAGGUUGGCUGGUUUGAUAGAACAGAGAAUUCCACCGGUAUCAUCUGCUCAAGAAUUGCCAAAGAUGCAAAUGCAAUGAGAUCUUUAUUGGGUGAUAGAAUUUCACUUCUUGUACAAAGUUGUGCAGCAGUAAUCAUAGCAUGGACGUUGGGCCUGUUCAUAGCAUGGAGGCUUGCCAUCAUCAUGAUAGCCACUCAACCUUUGGUUAUUGCAUGCUUUUACACCAGAAGUAUCCUAUUGAAAACCAUGUCCAAGAAAGCUAUCAAAGCACAAGAUGAAACGUGCAAACUUGCAUCUGAAGCAGUUUCCAAUCUUCGAACCAUUACUGCUUUCUCUUCUCAAGAUCGAAUAUUGAAAAUGCUCAAAGAUGCACAAGAUGGUCCACAUAAAGAGAGCAUCCGACAGUCGUGGUUUGCUGGUUUUGGGCUUGCCUUCUCUCAAAGCUUUAAUAUUUGCACCUGGUGUAUGUACUAUUGGUAUGGUGGCAGGCUUCUUUCCAAUGGCUACCUCAUAGGUAGAGAAUUAUUUCAGACAAUGGUAGUCAUAAUACAAACAGGACAUGUCAUAGCAGACGCUGGAAGUACGACCCUUGAUCUAGCCAAAGGCUUUGAUGCUGUCAAUUCCAUCUUUGUUGUAUUAGACAGAGACUCAGGAAUUGAGCCUGAAAACCCACAAGGUAAUCAGCCUGAACAAUUAAAUGGACAUUUAGAGUUCCAUGAUGUGCAUUUUGCAUACCCAACUAGGCCAGACCUAAUGAUUUUCCAAGGCUUCUCAAUCAACAUUGAAGCUGGAAAAUCUACAGCCUUAGUAGGACAAAGUGGUUCAGGGAAAUCAACAAUCAUUGGACUAAUAGAGAGAUUCUACGACCCACAAAAAGGUUCGGUGGAAAUUGACGGCCAAGAUAUAAGAUCCUACCAUCUAAGAUCAUUGAGAAAACACAUUGCAUUUGUUAACCAAGAGCCAACAUUAUUUGCAGGCACAAUUAGAGAAAACAUUGUAUAUGGAGCACCUAAAGAGAUGACUGAAACAGAGAUCAUUGAGGCCGCUAAGGUAGCAAAUGCUAAUGAUUUUAUCUCAGGCCUUAAAGACGGUUAUGAAACUUGUUGUGGGGAUAAAGGAAUACAGUUAUCUGGAGGCCAAAAGCAAAGAAUUGCAAUAGCUAGAGCUAUACUGAGAAAUCCAACAAUACUGCUAUUAGAUGAGGCAACUAGUGCUCUUGAUAGUCAGUCAGAAAAAAUGGUCCAAAGUGCUUUGGAAAAUGCUAUGGUGGGGAGGACAAUUGUGGCGGUGGCUCAUAGAUUGACCAGUAUAAAGAAUUGUGAUGUGAUUGUGGUUUUGGAAAAGGGAAUGGUUGUCGAAAAGGGAACACAUUCUGCUUUAAUAGCCAAAGGUUCCGAAGGUGCUUACUACUCUUUAUGGAGUGUGCAAAAAUCCAAAGGAGGUUCACAUAUUAAUGAAUAAAAGUGAACUUUUUAAAUUCUGAUUUUAGCUUCUUUAAUUGUCUAUAAUCAAAUUACCAA
Ziziphus jujuba (common jujube) is the source of this 3858-nucleotide messenger RNA. RefSeq names its product ABC transporter B family member 15-like. Gene Ontology annotation, molecular function: ABC-type transporter activity; ATP hydrolysis activity; ATP binding. Gene Ontology annotation, cellular component: membrane. NCBI's taxonomy places the organism in Eukaryota, Viridiplantae, Streptophyta, Magnoliopsida, Rosales, Rhamnaceae. The coding region runs from base 32 to 3799 and encodes 1255 amino acids. The record is from RefSeq and is a predicted model, not a curated record. The transcript is spliced from 7 exons. Gene Ontology annotation, biological process: transmembrane transport.